AUGUGUGGUUUUUAUGAAAUAAAUAAAGACAAUGUUGAUCCAUCAUACAUUUGCCAAGUAUGUUGUCUCAUUUUAAGAGAAGCUUGUCAACUUUUAUGUGGUCAUCGUCUAUGUAAAACAUGUCGAGAAAAUAUUAAAGGGAAUAUUAUCAAAUGUAAACAAUGUGAUGAAGAAUCACCAAAACACAAAAUAAAGCUUGAUCAAGAUUUCAUAGAUUGUAUGAAAUCGUUAUCAAUUCCAUGUUUAUUAUGUCAAUGGAAGGAUUUAUAUACACAUUACGAGGUCUGUCGAAGUGAACUACAAGAGCACUAUUUGAGUGAUAUUCAUCAACAAGUAAUAACUAGUAGUAUUACACGUUACUUAGAAUCGAGAGGAAUAAAUGAACAAUAUGAACGAGUAUCAAGAAUGGAUGUUGAUAUAGAACAAGGUGCUUCUAGUUCAAUAAUUACGACAACAAAUCAAAAUAGCAGUAUCCAAAUUCAAAAAAAUUGUGAAACAAUAAAUAAUCUUGCUAGUAGAAUUCAAACACUAAAUGAUGAUACACAACGUAUAAGGAGUGAAUCAAUUCUAUUACAAAGUUCAAUUGAAUCUUUAACAAAAGAAUUUUCAUUGAUCAAAUUAAGUAUUCAAGAACGACGUUGUUUUUUAGAUGAAAUUAAACCAAAACAAUAUAUUCUUCAACAAGGUGUUACAUCACUGAAACAAAAAAUUGAUGAUAUGCAAUAUGUAUCUUACGAUGGAACAUUAAUAUGGAAAAUAACCAGUUUUCACGACAAAAUGAUCGAUGCUCAAUCUGAACGACAAACUUCGAUUCAUUCACCUCCAUUUUAUUCAUCACCAACUGGCUAUAAAAUGCGAGCCCGACUUUAUCUCAAUGGCGAUGGUAAUGCUCGACGUACACAUAUGUCAUUAUUUUUUGUUCUUAUGCGUGGCCCAAAUGAUACAAUAUUAAAAUUUCCCUUCAAUCAUAAAGUUACAUUUUGUCUAUAUGAUCAAACUCAUCAAGAACAACACAUUAUCGAUUCUUUUCGGCCUGAUAUUAAGUCGAAUAGUUUUCAAAGACCACGAUCAGAAAUGAACAUUGCUAGUGGUAUACCCAAAUUCUUUCCAUUGACGAUGAUUCAACAAGAAGGUAAUCCAUAUCUACGAGAGGAUACGAUGUUUAUUAAAGUAAUAGUUGAUUUUGGUGAUAUGCCAAAAACAUUGCUACCACAUGCAUUGAGCCUUAAUCCUGGUUUGCCAAUGCACAUAAAACAAUUAAUGAUUAAACAAGAAGCUGAACGAAGAUCACAACAGUAA
This is a messenger RNA of Rotaria sp. Silwood2, 1299 nucleotides long. Lineage: Eukaryota; Metazoa; Rotifera; Eurotatoria; Philodinida; Philodinidae. The record is from the annotation of a GenBank genome assembly.